UUGGGCACCCCCAAUCUCUCUCUCUCUCUCUCUCUCUCUCACUCUUCGUGUCGUCCAUCGGAGUUAGGUUUCCAUAUCAGGUGAAUCAUGUUGUUGAAGAAAAACCCUAGAUCGCAAUUCCGUGUCUGUUUGAUGUAAUUAUUGCUGGGUUUGUAUGUGAAUGGGGUUCAAUCUUCAUCGCUGAGGCCCGAGUUAGAAUUUUAGGGCUGUUUUGCAUCAACCUAAUAGACUGUUGAAGUGGGGUUUUAAAAUUAUUAUGGAUAGUAACAAGGACGAGGCUUUAAGAUGCAUUGGUAUUGCCAAAGAGGCAAUUGCAUCGGGUAAUCAGCAACGUGCACUCAAAUUCAUUGGGAUUGCGCGGCGGCUUAACAACAGUUUGUCGGUGGAUGAUCUUUUAGCCGCAUGUCAAAAUCUGGAUUCGUCAUCCUCUAGGCCGUCAAUUGAUGAAAAGGUGGAUACUGCUAAGAAUGUUUCGGAUAAGGGUAAAUUUGAUGAUGUUUCCAAUGGGGAGCGUAAUUAUACUGAAGAACAUGUGCAGUUGAUCAGGCAAAUUAAGAGAAAUAAGGACUAUUAUGCGAUUCUUGGUGUGGAAAAGAGUUGUUCGGUUGAGGAGAUUAGGAAGGCGUAUAGGAAAUUGUCUUUGAAAGUUCAUCCCGAUAAGAACAAGGCGCCGGGGUCUGAGGAGGCGUUUAAAAUGGUUAGCAAGGCAUUCAGUUGCUUGAGUGAUGAUGACUCGAGGAGACAAUAUGACCAGACAGGUUUGGUUGAGGAAUUUGAGUACAACCAGCAACAUAAUGUUAGGCGAAGGAGGAGGAGGACUGGGAAUGAUAUGUUUGAUGAUGAUUUUGAUCCUAAUGAGAUAUUCAGGGCAUUCUUUGGUCAGGCUGACAUGUUUAGGACGGCUCAGGUUUACAGAACGAGAGGAACAGCUGGUCAACAGAGGGACGAUUUUGGUGGAUCUGGACCUAAUCUGAUGCUGCUUCUUCAGCUAUUACCAUUUUUGAUAAUUAUCUUGCUCGCUUAUUUGCCGUUUUCAGAACCCGAUUAUUCUUUGCAGAGGAAUCAUUCCUAUCAGUUUCAGAAGAUUACUGAGGAACAUGGAGUGGAGUUUUACGUUAAAUCACCUGAGUUUGAUCAAAAUUAUCCCCUUGGAAAUCCUGCUCGAUCUAACAUUGAGAACAAUGUGAUCAAGGAUUACAAAAAUAUGCUUGGGCGCUAUUGCCAUGUUGAACUCCAGAGGCGUCAAUGGAGCAGAAAUUUUCCAACACCUCACUGUGACAGGCUACAAAAUUUUGGAGUUGUGUGAAGGUUUUGGAUAGAAUCUUGAAGCUCACUGGUGCAAUUUCAUUACAAGAUUAUGAGCCUGAUCAUUAUAUGGGCUCAAGGCAGUGGCAGCUACUUAAUACAGAGUACUAGGGUUUAGUUGCACCUAUACGACCAGGCAUUUGGCUUUUGUGUCAUCAACUUUUUGGCCAUGCACCCAUCUUGCAUGGACAUCCGGAACUGUUUGAAGGAGAUUGUUGAACGACCAAAAUGCACUUCACUUUUUAUUUACUGUAAUAAAGUGAGUUUGGUAGUUUUCCCUCAUAGCUCAUGUAUUGAUUGCCUAACAAGCUGCAUAAACAUAAGUAAAAUCAAAACUAUUUAGUUUAUAAUAAGAUAAGAUGAGCUUAAAGUUAUUUUGCAUUUUCUGUUAUUGAGCUUUAGAGAUGUUUUCAUAUUUGCUCCUUUGUUUAAGUACCUUGGAGAGGUAUGAGAUGUAACCUUUCUAUGUGCCCGUUGCCCAUGCAAUAUUUUGUAGAGGUGUCUCAUAAGAUAUGGAUUCUCGGUUCUCUCUCUUGUCAUGUCGUACAAUAUCCUGUAAAUUGUUUAUCAAGUGUUGAGAUAUAUUGUGGAUUAUCAUCUCUACUUUAUAUUGGCAAAUUGUUG
This is a messenger RNA of Ilex paraguariensis (yerba mate), 1929 nucleotides long. NCBI's taxonomy places the organism in Eukaryota, Viridiplantae, Streptophyta, Magnoliopsida, Aquifoliales, Aquifoliaceae. The record is from the annotation of a GenBank genome assembly.